AUGGAGAAAUGGAAUCAAACUUCAAAUGAUUUCAUUUUGUUGGGGUUGUUUCCGCCAAAUCGAACUGGCCUGCUUCUCUUGUUUCUGAUCGUGCUCAUAUUCUUUCUCGCCUCAGUGGGUAACUUGGCCAUGAUUUACCUCAUACGCUUGGACGCCCGGCUCCACACACCUAUGUACUUCCUCCUCAGCCAGCUGUCUCUCAUGGACCUGAAGUAUCUCUCCACUACCGCCCCCAAGAUGGUGUUCAACUUCCUCUCCGGCCAGAAAGGCAUCUCCUUCCUAGGAUGCGGGGUGCAGUCCUUCUUCUUUCUGCUCAUGGCAUGUUCUGAAGGCUUGCUCCUGGCUUCCAUGGCCUAUGAUCGUUACGUGGCCAUCUGCCACCCCCUCCACUACUGCAUCCGCAUGAGUAAAAGGAUGUGCGUGAAGAUGAUCGUGGGAUCUUGGAUCUUGGGGUCCAUCAACUCCCUGGCACACACAGCCUACGCCCUCCAUAUUCCUUACUGCAGGUCCAGGGCUAUUAAUCACUUCUUCUGUGAUGUCCCAGCCAUGUUGCCUCUGGCCUGUAUGGACACCUGGGUCUAUGAGUACAUGGUUUUUGUGAGCACCAGCCUUUUUCUCCUCUUCCCUUUCCUUGGCAUCACUGCUUCCUACAGCCGCGUUCUUUUUGCUGUCUACCAUAUGCAAUCCAGAGAUGGAAGAAAAAAGGCCUUCACCACCCGUUCAACACAUUUAACCAUAGUGACCUUCUACUACGCACCUUUUGUCUACACCUAUCUUCGGCCCAGGAACCUCCGCUCGCCAGCAGAAGAUAAAAUUCUGGCAGUCUUCUACACCAUCCUCACGCCCAUGCUCAACCCCAUUAUCUACAGCCUGAGGAAUAAGGAAGUCCUGGGCGCCAUGGCAAGAGUUUUUGGGAUAUUCUCGUCCAUGAAGUAGUAAUUAUGGCGGCCCUCACUCUGCUUCAUUUCCUCUUUCCCUGUUGGUUAGAAGACCCUAGAGGAGUACUGCCUGGUAGAAAUAUAAUGUGAGCCACG
Molecule: messenger RNA, 1034 nt
Organism: Camelus dromedarius (Arabian camel)
Lineage: Eukaryota; Metazoa; Chordata; Mammalia; Artiodactyla; Camelidae
Product: olfactory receptor 2L13
Exons: 1
Coding region: 1-936 (311 amino acids)
Biological process (GO): detection of chemical stimulus involved in sensory perception of smell; G protein-coupled receptor signaling pathway
Cellular component (GO): plasma membrane
Molecular function (GO): olfactory receptor activity; G protein-coupled receptor activity
Source: RefSeq, a predicted model, not a curated record